GGCCAACAGAUAGCAGGCGCAGCGGGGCAGCACGAGUUUCCUGUCGCUGGCUGCACGCGACUCAGUUGAAAAUUUGCAUCCUUUGCGAGCGGACGUGACUCGCAGCGGGCGCCAGGACCAGAACGGAUGUCAAAUUGUCGCGGUCUCGAAACUCGUUCGUGGCAAGUCGUGCGAGCCGCCAAUGUCUGGCCAAGCGCUUGUGUUUAGAUGCGAGCUGAGGCGGCCAAGUGGGCCCCAAAUAGGUGCAAGGCUUUGUUUCGAGAAAUAGAAUAAAAAUUGCAACUGUAACUGGCACAAGGUAAAGCAAUAGGAAAAGCAAUGAAAGCGCGUGGCAACAAAAUCAAAGAACGACGCAAGAGACAUAAGUAAAAAAAAUAAAUAAAUAAACAAAAAAUAAAUACAUAUAUACAUCUAUAUAUAUAAAGCAAGUUGCAAUCCACUGAAAAGCAACGGAAGGAAGGCAACGAGAGCGUUUCCCGACUCCAGCGAAUUAAUUCAAUAAACCUAUUUAUCUGGGACGGGCGGCUGCAGGGCGGCAGCGGCGUCUGGGGAUAGACGCGCACAUUUCGCAUAAAAUGCGAACAACUUUGACAGCCAACGGGGCGCACUGCAAUCAGAAUCAGAGGCCAGCGCCGUGCCGAACACUUGGAGACAAUGCUCCGCCGCCAAUGGUUCCGCAAACGAGUCCCCAAUGGCGGCAUUCGCCUGGCAGUGAGCGCACAAAAGCAGCUCUAAGUGUCAUUGCUGCAAGCAACUGUGCCAGUGCCAGAACGGCCAGGGCGAGCGGACGGACGCACAGGACCAGCGCAAGGAAGCCACCAACGGCAAAGAUGACAGUCUCCGACUCGGACGAAUGUGCCGGACAACGGCGCCAAUUUGUACGCACGGCCAAGACGUUGAGUUGGCAACGCAUCUGGCUGACAGCUUGGCUCCCUCUGCUCCUGACUGCCCUCGACUCGGGGACACACUUUGUCACCUGCAGCUCAGCCUACGAGCAGCGGAGGAUUGGCACAGUGCCGCAGCUAACGGCAUACCCGAGAUCCACUUUACCAGAUAGCCCAAUGACAACACAAAACGAUCUAAUUACGACAGACCCAAACUCAACAGCAUUACUGACAGCACAGAAACCAACAACAACAGCAACAACAACGGCAACAACAACAACAGCAAGUACAACUGGCUACUGGAGCACGACCCUGGGAAUGUCAUCAGCAGCUCCAACGAUAACAAGGAAUGCCACUGGGAGGUUGGCAAGAGGAGCUGUAGAUGUAGCUGCUAAGUCCGCACAAAUUGGCCUAACUACGCAGCCCGCAACAGCGGCCGAAAUACAAACAACAACCGAUUCGACAACAGCAACAGCAACAAGAACAACAACAACAACGACGAUGACAACGACAAUGUCGACGGCGAUGGCGCUGUUCAUAUCAACAAUUUAUCCGACAUCAACAACAGAGCGCGCAAUGGCUGCGCCGCCAGCCCUGACAGAAGCGGAAGCCAGCAACUCCAUUGAAACAGCAACGUCACGGCCACCGGAGCAGGAGGCUGAGGCGGAGGCGGAGGCGGAGGUGGAGGAAAAUGCGGUGUUGCAGCAUCCUCAUCCGGCCAACGCUGAUUCACUGACUAAAGGUUUCUCCAUACCCACAUUUUUGCCGCCGUUUCCCGUGUUCGCGGCCGCAGAUUUGCCAGCUUACCGCGCUGCUGCCGCUGCYGCUGCUGCAGCUGAAGCAGAAGCCGCCGCAGCGGCCGCAGCAGCGACAUCCACUCCUGCAGCAGAGACUGUGACACUGUCACCGGCGCAGCAGCGGCAACAAAUGUUUAAUGAGCAGCACUCGUAUCUGGCCUCCCACAACGGGCAACUGCUGCCGGGCCAGCAGCCGCGCCGAAAUCUGACAAUGCCCGUGCUAAACAUCACGGCUCAAAUGGGAAAUCACGCCUACAUGCCAUGUCAGAUCCAUCGCCUAUCCGAGAAGCCCGUCUCAUGGGUGCGCCUAGUGGAUGGUCACAUAAUCAGCGUGGACGAGACCACGUUCAUAGCGGACGAGCGCUUCCAGUCGAUAUAUCAGGAGGACAACGACUACACCUGGUCGCUGCAGAUCAAGUACGUCUCUCCCAGCGAUGCCGGCUGGUACGAGUGUCAAAUGGCCACCGAGCCCAAGCUGAGCGCCAAGGUCUACCUGGAAGUGAUCACGCCGAAGACCGAGCUAAUUGGCGACCAGAGCCGCUUCGUCAAGGCGGGCAGCAAGGUGGCCCUGCACUGCAUCGUGCGCGGCACUCUGGAUCCGCCCAAGUACAUCAUCUGGUUCCGUGGACAGAAGAAGAUCAGCGAGAGCGACGAGCGCACCGGCUGGUACACCCAGAUUGAUCGUAACAUAUUCGGCACGGUCGGCGAUAAUCAGAAUACGAUCGGCUCAUUAAUUAUACCGUUUGUGCGCAAAGAGGACUCCGGCAACUAUACGUGCCAGCCAUCGAACAGCGAGUCCGUCUCCGUUGACCUGCACGUGCUCAGCGGUGAAUACUCGGCUUCGGCUAUCAUGUCCGGCGCUGCUGAGCGUAAACAGCGCAGCACGUUUCAAUUGCUGUUGGCGUCGCCGCUGCUGCUGGCGCUGCUGGCGGAGGCGCUGGAGGUCCUUGCCGGACUGGGAGCACGUCAGGGGACGUGACUUGUGACGUGACUCGCUUAUUGAACAGCCAGGCCGGACUUCAAUUAUUUGUAAGCUUUUGCACACUGUGCAGUUAUGUAAUUUAGGUUAGAGAUUAAUUAAAGAUGUCACUGUAAAUAGGAACGGCAAGAGGGGGCACAGAGGGUACAGAGGGCAAAGGGGGCAGGAGGGUUGGAGGAGACGGUACAACUUUCUAUAAUUAAGUUAAACGUUAGCUCACACCUGCAGCGCGUUCGGCUAUGCCAAUGCGUAUGUGUGUGUGUGCGCCU
Messenger RNA from Drosophila arizonae, 2929 nucleotides. RefSeq names its product defective proboscis extension response 17 (gene dpr17). Gene Ontology annotation, biological process: synapse organization. Lineage: Eukaryota; Metazoa; Arthropoda; Insecta; Diptera; Drosophilidae. Gene Ontology annotation, cellular component: neuron projection membrane. The record is from RefSeq and is a predicted model, not a curated record.